Funneliformis mosseae is the source of this 671-nucleotide messenger RNA. Lineage: Eukaryota; Fungi; Glomeromycota; Glomeromycetes; Glomerales; Glomeraceae. The record is from the annotation of a GenBank genome assembly.
GCAAAAAAUCAUAUGAUAAAUGGAAUCUCAAGAAGGUCUCCAGUGAGAUUUACAAUAAUGAGUUUAACUUUAUUGAUAGUAUGAAUAAUUUUAAAGUCAAGGAACUUCUAAAGUUGACUUUCCCGUUUAGUAAAGAAGAAUUGAAACGCUUCAUUGACAACAUUUUAGAAAAGUUGUUAGAAUACAGGUUUUUGGAUUAUGCAGUUAUGAUACGGAAAAUCCUUAUCUUAGUGAAUAAAGCUAAAUUUUUUGAAAUCAAAAAAGCCAUUGCUCAAAAUCUCGUACAAAUUUAUAGUGCAGUUGAGGUAAGGUUUUUAGCUAAUGAGACUUUAUAUCAAUCCUUUUUUAUGAUAAGUAUGGGACUAAUGGAAGUUUAUCUUUCAGAAUUUAUUAGUGGUAUGUUAGAAUUACUAAAAGCUGAAAUAACUGAAGAAUAUGUUUGUGAAUUUAGAAAUAAUAAUAUGAAGAGCUCAAAAAAAGUGGUUGAUUAUAUCGUGAGAAUUCUACAGACCAGACUCAAGCCUAGACCCAAAGAGCUUGCUAAAACACGGUUGGAGCAGCAAGAAGAAAGAAAAGGUCAAUCAUGGCUAAUAGGAUUCAUAACUUACAUGAAUAUAUUCGAUGAAAUCCUUGACUUGCGGAAGCGCGAAGAAAAAUUAGAACCAGAAUGA